This is a messenger RNA of Ramularia collo-cygni, 738 nucleotides long. RefSeq lists its product as uncharacterized. The transcript has a single exon. NCBI's taxonomy places the organism in Eukaryota, Fungi, Ascomycota, Dothideomycetes, Mycosphaerellales, Mycosphaerellaceae. The record is from RefSeq and is a predicted model, not a curated record. The coding region runs from base 1 to 738 and encodes 245 amino acids.
AUGGCACACAAUCUCAAAGGCAUGCACUGGAACUCAAAUGCUCUUCCUACUUCAACCGCUUCGAGACAAGAGCCAUAUCGAUAUCUGCUUCAAGCCUCCGAUCCCAAUAUGGCUAUGGCACCUCCAAGAGCUAGCAAACCGGCAGUCGUCCGCUGCAGAGAUUCGUCCUUGAACAUGGAGACACACGUGCUUUCGGGAUCGUCAACGGAGUGCCGUCAAAUCGUAGAGACUGCGUCUGGAUCAUCGCUCUCCUCACCGCACACGUUGCGUUUCCCUGUCGACGACCACACUAGCAGCAACAGUAAUCGUCCAAGGUGUUUCGAGCAUGGUUGUGCCGGGCGAGAAUUCUCGAAUGUAUACAACUAUCGGCGACAUAUCCAAGAACGCAGCCGCUCUAAGUCCACGGAAUGUCCCUGGUGUUCUGCCCAGUUCACUCGCAAAAGCAACAGAGAUGCGCAUAUUGCCACCGGUCGCUGUCGAAGACUGAAUGAAGAGCUCUGUGAGACCUACCAUACACUCCUCACCGACCCGGAAUUCAACCGCCCAUCAGGGGCUCAGCAGUCCGUCGGUGAAAGUGACUCCAACAUACUGCAGGGCGAGGCGAGAUCAAGUUGUCUCAUUGAGCCUAAGCUUUUUGUCACCGACGACCAGACCGGCAUACUACAGGAGCAUCUGGGUGGUCUUACAAGUGCUCCGCUUGAUUGGGGUUGGGAGCAACCUUUCGGUCAACUUGGUUAG